AUGCGAGAGAAAUUCUACCCUUUGCACGUGAGAAAAGAUAAGUCAAACGAGUUCGCUCGUUUGGAAAUGGGAGACAUGAUUGUUGAUGAAUAUUAUCAUAAAUUUAUGGAAUAUAUUAACUACUGUCCUGAUGAUGUUCCCACUGAGGAGAAAAAGAUGCAGCGCUUUGAAUUGGGUUUAUCAUUUGACAUUCAAAAACAUAUUGAGAGCGUCCGGAAUAUUUUGAGGAAGGAGAAAGAAAAAGAAAAGUGUAAUGUCCCUGAGAAGAGGAAAGAGGGAAGCGGGUCUAGUACAAAUUCUGGGUUUAGGGGAGACGCGAAGACUGCUAAGCCACUACUGGACCGAGAUGACAAUGAAAGGAAGUAUUUCUAUAGGAGAUGCAAGAGAAAUAUCCGGGAAAAGAUUGCGAUUAGGAAUUUGGUUGAGUGUAAUUUUUGCCACAAAAGGGGACAUAGGGAGUAUGAAUGCUACAUUAAGAAAGGGAGUGGAAGUCAACAGCCGGGUGGGCAACACCGGCUGCAGAAUUUAAACAACUCCGGAAGGCAAGUCAAUCUGCAAUACGAAAAUGGUAAUCAUGGUAAUGCUGCUCAGAGGUUUCAGCGACCUAUUAAUGGAGGACAAAACCGGGUCGAAGAAUCAAGAAUGCCAAACCGUGGAGCUGUUAAUGUAUUAUUUGAUUCGGGAGCAACUUGUUCUUUUCUUGCAAAGAGUAGAGUAGAAAAAUUGAAUCUAGGGACAUUUGAGGAAGUUUCUUAUACGGUGUCUGUUCCUUCGGGAAUGUUGUACAAUUGUAAUAGAUUGUAUAAGGAAGUACCCUUGAGGAUAGGGAAAGUCAUCAUUCCUAGCAACUUGUAUGUGUUAGAAAUGAAGGGUUUGGAAGUACUUUUGGGGAUGGAUUGGUUAAAAAAAUAUAAAGCCACUAUUGAAUGUAGGGAGCAAAGAGUGUCGCUAGAACGACCACGAGGGGAAAUGGUUAAAUAUAGGAAAUUUCCAAAAGAGCCCAAAACGAAUUUAGUGUCGACCCUGAAAUUGCAAAGGCUUGUGAGGCAAGGACACACUCUGUACUUAUGCCACAUCAUCCAGGAAGGGAAGAUAGAGGAAGAUCCUAAGAAUAUCGCCGUAGUGAAAAAAUUCCUAGGUGUUAUUCCUGAUAAGGUUCCGGGGUAUGCCGCCUCAACGAGAAAUUGGCUUUACAAUAGAUUUGGUGCCGGGAACGGGACCGAUUUCUAA
Molecule: messenger RNA, 1230 nt
Organism: Amaranthus tricolor (Joseph's coat)
Lineage: Eukaryota; Viridiplantae; Streptophyta; Magnoliopsida; Caryophyllales; Amaranthaceae
Exons: 4
Coding region: 1-1230 (409 amino acids)
Source: RefSeq, a predicted model, not a curated record